GUUGUUUGAUACUCGUUUCCGCCAAAAUGUUCAACUGGGCAAAGCAGCAGCUGGCCAACGUCGCCGGCACCCAAGAGCCCAUCUAUGGCCCGACUGCCAUCAAGACCGUGGCCCAGGAGGCCAAGGAGACGGGAACUCCUUACACCGAGUUGACCAGAGCCGACCACAAGUGGCUGGCGAUGGACUCGACAUGUGUCGAGAACCAAGUCUUUUACAUCUUCGCCGAGGACGGCACCAUUGCCCUUUGCCAGGUCAUCUAUAGCAACGUCGCCGGCCUUAAGGUAACCUGCCAGUUCAAUACCAAGAUCUUCUCCCGUGAUCCGGCGAAGCCGCACCUCUGGUGCUCGAACCCCCUCAGCAACGUCGGCUUCAGCGAGGACAAGACAUCCUUCUACGCCGAUGACUGCGCCGUCGAGCUGUCCGAGGACGGCAACUCAUACACGAUCAAGAGCAUGAAUGACGAGCGGGCCCUUGUCAACGUCAAGAUCACCAAGACCGCGCCCGGCUUCCAUGCCGGCAAGACGGGCACCUCGCUGUAUGGCACAGAUCUCAAGAACCCUUGGGGCUCGAUGCGUCACGCAUUCUGGCCACGCUGUGCGGCCGAGGGCACCAUUACCACCAAGGACGGCCCCGUGGACCUCAAGGGCAAGGCCAUCUACAUCUACGCUCUACAGGGCAUGAAGCCGCACCACGCCGCCGCGCGGUGGAACUUUGCCAACUUCCAGGGCCCGAACCACACUGCCAUCAUGAUGGAGUUUGUCACUCCUCCAUCCUAUGGCAACACCACGGUCAACGUCGGCGCCCUCGUCAAGGACGGGGAACUGAUUGGCGUCAGCACCGAGAACAACAAGGCCACGCACAAGGCCACCAAGAAGGACACCACCAGCGACUGGCCCGAACCCACACAGGUGCAAUUCGACUGGUCCGUGACCAGCAAGGACGGCAAGCCUGUGACGGCCACCAUCGAUGCUGCCCUGGGCGAGCGGGUCGACAGGGUUGACGUCAUGGCCGAGGUGCCCGGAUUCGUCAAGACGAUCGUGGCAGCGGCCGCCGGAACGAAGCCCUACAUUUACCAGUACGCUCCCAAGGCUACCUUGAAGCUCAAGGUUGGCGACGAGGAGAUUAGCGAGGAUGGCCAGCUCUUCACGGAGGCCACUUUCAUCUCUGACCUCGCUGCUUCUGGCUAA
This is a messenger RNA of Trichoderma citrinoviride, 1187 nucleotides long. Its product is annotated as oxidative stress survival, Svf1-like protein. Gene Ontology annotation, cellular component: cytoplasm. The coding region runs from base 27 to 1187 and encodes 386 amino acids. The record is from RefSeq and is a predicted model, not a curated record. NCBI's taxonomy places the organism in Eukaryota, Fungi, Ascomycota, Sordariomycetes, Hypocreales, Hypocreaceae. Gene Ontology annotation, biological process: response to oxidative stress. The transcript is spliced from 4 exons.